Molecule: messenger RNA, 3012 nt
Organism: Ciona intestinalis (vase tunicate)
Lineage: Eukaryota; Metazoa; Chordata; Ascidiacea; Phlebobranchia; Cionidae
Source: RefSeq
GGUAGUAGGUUAGAACAUAUUAAACUGGCAUUUGCUUUUUCCUGAAAAUCUUGUGUCAAAAUAUAUAAGAUGAAACGUCGAAAUACUGAGGCCGGAAAACCUCCGAGAAGGCCUGUGAAAAGAGCCGGAAAAUUUGCUGAAGGAGUUUGUGGAAGCUCAUUCGUUUACAUCAAAUUUGUGACCAUUUGGCUGUUCAUUCUCUUAGCUGAUUUUAUUCUUGAGUUCCGGUUUGAGUACAUGUGGCCUUUCUGGCUGCUGCUUCAAAGUGUUUACGAUACUUUUAAAUACCAAGGCUUGGCGUAUUCUGUAUUCUUUGUAUGCAUUGCAAUAACAUCAGACACCAUAUGCUUGCUGUUUAUUCCUAUUCAGUGGCUUUUCUUUAUGGCAAGCACAUAUGUAUGGAUUCACUAUGUCUGGCAUACAGAUAAAGGUAUCUGCCUUCCCACUGUCUCGCUCUGGUUGUUGUUUAUGUACAUUGAAGCUACAAUGAGAUUAAGGGAUUUAAAAAGCAGCCCGUUUCACAUAGACCUAUGCCGACCUUUUGCAGCUCAUUGCAUCGGUCAAAGUUGUGACUAUGGGAUAGGUUUCAAAAGUUACGUGUCAUAUCGGUUUAAAUUACGAAUGCAACGAGAGGUACAGAAAGAAAACACCUUUUAUUACGAACUUUUACGACAAGCUUUACCUAAAGAACAACUGAAUCAUACUCUUUCUGUGACAGAUAAAGACAAAAGUGAAGUCAGUACACCAAGUAAUACAUCUAACGGCGUGUUACCUCAUGUGAAGAAAUCACAUGAUCGAUCUAAAUCAUCUCCCAUUUCUCAUGAUAAUACUUUACAAAUUGCAGAGGUAACGCCCUCCCCCACAAAGACCACUGUGUCCAGUUCGGGCUCAUCGAGCACCCCGUCCCUCUCGCGCAAGAGUGCCAAUAAAUCUGUACCGGAACAUAUACCAAUUUGGACACCCCCUGUACAGGAAAUAGAAGUUAUUUUUCGAAAAUCGAAUAAAAGCAAAAAGUCUUCAAAUGAGUCUGCUAGCUCUCCGACGCAGCAACAACAGAAAAGCAAAUCCAGCAACAGCGGAAAUAAUUCUCCGAAAUCGCUGAAGCAGAACUCGUCGUCGCGCUCCAGUUCUGUUCAUUCGAACGAUUCUGAAAAACAGAAAGCCCCAAUUUUACCCAACGGGCAUUUAGGGGUAAAAGAAGUCAUACCCCUACCCCUAACUAACGGACAUGUUAUACCAGAAAAAACGGAGAACAAAAUUGAGUUAAUAAGCACACCAAGCGCCAUCGAGAGGCUUGAAGCUACAAUAGCCAAGCUUCAAUCCGAGCUCAACCAAGCGCGAAAAAACGACCAAGAAAUGAAAAAUCAAAUAAGUUUGCUAACUAAUCUGGAACGCUCAGCAAAAAAUGACGUGAAUCAGUUGAAAAAGGAAAACGACAUGCUGCAGACCAAAGUGAACAGUAUGGUCAGUGGCAAACAAAAGGAUAAACAAAGCAUGCAAAGCAUGGAAAAGAAACUUAAAAGUGAGGCAGACAGCAGAGUUAACGUUGAAAAACAACUUCACGAAGAAAAAAGAAGGCGCAAAGAAGAAGAAGAGACAGCAAAGCACGCCGCUGCGCAAGCACAAAAUAAUCGUGAAAAAGAAAAAGCUGAAGCAUUAAAACAAGCCAAACACGACCUGGAAAAUGAAAUUUUAAAACUUGAAGGCCAGCUUAAGGCAAAACAAGAAGAGUGCGACGUUAUGAAAAAGGAAAUCUCGGAGUUCCAGCUUCAGGAGAAAUCUGCAAAAGAAUCGGAAACACUGAUGUCAGCAUUGCAGGCAAUGCAAGACAAAAACCUGAUGCUCGAAAACUCGCUUAGCGCCGAAACGAGACUAAAACUGGAUCUGUUUUCUGCACUCGGUGACGUGAAACGACAACUGGAAUUAGCUCAUGGUGCUAUAUACAAACGAGACGCUGAAAUUGUAGAUUUAAAAUCCCGUCUUGCCGAUAUUUUAUCGAUUCUUCCCGAAUCACGUAUCCGAUCAUCAACCCCCCAUUACUCCGCAAAUUUCCUCGAAAAGCCCCCGCUCGUACGCCUAAGCCCCACCCAAGAAUACCCCAAUAAUUUCUGCACUCAAGUCCCAGCCGCCAGAACCCCAGUCCCCACUGUCGUACAAAGUCACCCCAAUAUUGACCCGCAAAUGGUAGGCCUGCUUCACCCCGUUCAUUUAGACCCCAACGCUGCCAUGUACACCCCCUCCACAUCUGGUUUGUAAGCCCCGUCUCAUCUUACCCCAAAUUUUGAACACGUCCCAUCUUACCCCAAAUUUGGCGGUCUCCCAUCUUACCCCCAAAUUUGGGGAUGUCCCAUCUUACCCCAAAUUUUGGUUUUACCCCUACCGCACAGUAAAUUCAUUUUAAAAAUUUGCUGCUUUUAGUUAUUAGGGUGUAGUUUUUAUUUGGUUGACUUCACUCUGUCCUAAAUAACCGAGAAUAGUCAUGUAUAUAGAACUCUGGGUAAAAAAGAGUGUAGUACCCGCAUAUACAGAGAGAAAAAAAUAUUAAUGAAAUUUCAUAUAAAUUAAAAUUUCUGCCAACUCUUUCGGAAAACUACUUGGUGUGCAUUCUGUCGGCGAGAAUUUCACGGCGGUCCACUUUUUGUUAUUUCUAUGGUGUUCCCUGUCUCGGUGUUUCCCCUUUCGUUAAACCCGCAGUUUUUGCCAUAGAUAUCAUGUACAUGUUAUGUAUAUGAUAUCUAUGGCUUAUUUUCUGUUGAGUCACAAUGUUCGUUACGCCCGGUUUUCUGUGCGUCUCGACCCCUCUGCCUACGUCACCGUGUGACGUCACGCCUACGUCAUAACAUGAAAUUUUCGCUUUUUUGAAAUUUUUUUCCUAAUACUACUCGGCUGAUUUAUGAAAUGCUUUUGACAAUGGUCCUUUGUUACGCAACAAGCGCUAUUUGUGUCGUCAUCGUUCGUUUGUAAAUUGUUUUCCUCUGCCGUCAAUCUUGGUUUUCGCUAAUAAUAAAAAAA